AUGUCUCGACGCAAAUCGAAAAUCGCCCUGCGGAAGGAUAUCGCCGACGAAAGAGUCGCCUACGAGGAUGACGACUCACACAAAGCCGGUGAAGAGCCAAGCUCCGGAUCUGAACGUGUUUCCCCGAUCGGCAAAACCGACACGCCGCGUCGCUCACAGCGUCCACGGUCGGCCAGUAAGAGGUACUCGCAGGACUUUGUCUCGAGCAACAGAAGUCCUCGCCAGGCACGUAAAUCGGUGGCGCCAGUCUACACAGUUUCUGACAGUGAUGAAAGUGAAGCAAGUGGCAGCCAGGAGUCGGACGAGGAUCUCGAGCUACGGUCGGACGAGGAGGACGCCCUCGAAGAGCUGGGUCGUAAAGUGUCGGCCACUACGCUAUUCGAAGAACGGACGGAUGUGGCGGGACAACACAUCUUCGGCUUUCGCACCCCGCGGAAGCGUCAGUCGAUGAGCGCGGUGGCUGCGUUGGCAAGCGUCCAGCGGACACCACAAACACCGCGUACUCCGGGUGCGCUAGCCGCCCGUAUGCCUCGCACACCACGCACACCGGCAACCGGUGGUCGAGCGCAGACGUGGUCGUCCGCUUCCGUCACCAAGACACCGGCUCAUGUCCGCAGUAGGGCGAAGAAAGCGAUCAAGAAGAUCCUUCAGGCGGACGAGCAUUCAGAUUUCUCACCCGACGAAAGCGAUUACUCGCCCGGAGCUUCAGAGUCGGAAUCGAGCGAGUCACCGUCGGCGGGCUCGGAUGCAGAAUCGGACGGUGAUGAAUCGGAUGAGAAACCUGUUGAACCGAAAGCAACUAAGCCGAGGGUAGGGCGCCCGCCGAAAACGGUCCAGCCAGCCGUACCCGUUCCGGUGCCUAUUCCUGCUGCCACCACUGGUCCUUCGGCUCCGGCAGCGGGACGUCGUGGUCGCCCCAGAGCGGUAAAGAAACCGGAUCUGAAGUACGUUCCGUGCAGUGACGAGUACUUUUCGACACAUGCCGGCUCCUCGAAAAGCGUCACAUCCGAUCACACACUCGACCGGCUGAACACACCGCGUCUGACGCAGGACGUGUUGUUCCGGUUGCUGGAGGAAACGAAAGGAUCGACCACCGCUCGCCAUCAGUCCGGCAUACAGGAGCUGCUGGACGAGUACGGUCAGAACUUCUCCCGUUGGCUGUUCCUGCUCAACGAAGGCUUCAACGUGCUGCUGUACGGGCUCGGAUCGAAACGGACGCUACUGCAGACCUUCCACCGCCAGGCGCUCGCCGAUCGUCCCGUGCUGGUGGUGAACGGUUUCUUUCCAGCGCUGACCGCCAAAGACGUGCUGGAUGCGGUCGCUGGGGAUCUCCUGGACCUGCAGCUCCAAACAAGCAACCACAACGAAACGCUCGACGGCAUCGAGCGCGAGCUCUCUUACCUGCCCACCACGCACCUGUUCCUGCUCGUACACAACAUCGACGGAGUGGCAAUGCGAAACGAGCGCAUGCAGGCCGUGCUAUGUCGAUUGGCUAGCAUGGCCAACGUUCAUCUCGUCGCUACGAUCGACCACAUCAAUGCGCCGCUCAUGUGGGACAUGUCGAAGCUCAGCCACUACAACUUCUGCUGGUGGGACACUACGACCCUGCUGCCGUACAGCGUCGAAACGGCGUUCGAGAACUCGCUGCUGGUGCAAAACUCGGGCGCACCGGCCCUGGCCUCUAUGAGAAGCGUCGUCGCUUCGCUGACAUCGAACGCUCGCGGUAUCUUCAUGAUGAUCGUGAACCAUCAGCUGGCUAACGGCGGUCCGGGUAAUCAACAGUACUCUGGCAUGCUACUGAAGGAACUGUACUGGGCGUGCCGUGAAGCGUUCCUGGUCAGCAGCGAUGCCGCAUUGCGCGCCCAGCUGACCGAGUUCACCGAUCACAAGUUGCUGCGCACCAAGCGCACCGCAGACGGGGCCGAAAGCCUACAGAUUCCGCUCGACCACGGACUUUUGCAACGGUUCGUCGACGAGCAGAAGAGUGAUGCGUGA
This is a messenger RNA of Anopheles cruzii, 1995 nucleotides long. RefSeq names its product origin recognition complex subunit 2 (gene Orc2). Gene Ontology annotation, cellular component: nucleus; nuclear origin of replication recognition complex. NCBI's taxonomy places the organism in Eukaryota, Metazoa, Arthropoda, Insecta, Diptera, Culicidae. The record is from RefSeq and is a predicted model, not a curated record. Gene Ontology annotation, molecular function: DNA replication origin binding. Bases 1 to 1995 code for a protein of 664 amino acids. The transcript is spliced from 2 exons. Gene Ontology annotation, biological process: DNA replication.